UUGGCGAAAAUCCUUUCCCAACAAUAAUUGAAAAUUUGCCUGUUGAUUUACGGGAGGGUCUCUUUUUCCCAUGCUCCAAUGGAACGUCGUACUACAAAGAAUCAUCUGAAGAAUUCAUUAAUCUACGUAUGGGAUGUACUAUUGGGACUGCAGGUGGAACUGCUUCUGGAACAUUGGGGGGAUUUGUAGACUUAGGACAAGGAGACGUAGGUUUCAUUACCUGCGCUCAUGUCUUGCACGAAAAACUACCAAUUAUCAAGGAAAUUAUGACGGCAUCCUUUUCUGUUGUGCAACCAGACUUUGGAAAAUGUGGAACAAAUAAAAUUUGUGGACAACACAUUCGAGCUGUCUGUCCGUUUUCAAGGGGACCUAAUGCAACAUCCGUUGAUGAAGCUUUGGUAAAAGUAUCUUCGAGCAGGAAACCAGUAAAUGGUUUGUUUGCUGGAUUACAUGUAUCACCGAAGCAAGUGUGUGAAGCAAGGUUUAACAUAGAGAAACCGCCUUCAUUUAGUAUUGGGGAGAUCAGAGAUCUGCGUGGAAGCAUUUCAAGUGAACACAGAUUCAAACCGUGCUUUAAAGUAGGUGCAGAAUUUGGUCUAUCUAAAGGAAGUCUACACCUUAACUGCACGGCUGUUCGGUUAGUAUCUGGUACAUUGAAACGACAGCCUGGGGCGAGGGGAUGUCAGGGAAAGCACAAUGCAUAUGUAUGGAAUCCGAAUAGGGCCAUGCAGUUCAAAAUCGCAACAUCGAGUAUCAACUAA
Messenger RNA from Saccostrea cuccullata (small rock oyster), 761 nucleotides. RefSeq lists its product as uncharacterized. The record is from RefSeq and is a predicted model, not a curated record. The coding region runs from base 129 to 761 and encodes 210 amino acids. Lineage: Eukaryota; Metazoa; Mollusca; Bivalvia; Ostreida; Ostreidae. The transcript has 4 exons.